Panicum virgatum (switchgrass) is the source of this 1129-nucleotide messenger RNA. RefSeq names its product myb-related protein Hv33-like. The transcript has 2 exons. Gene Ontology annotation, biological process: regulation of stomatal movement. NCBI's taxonomy places the organism in Eukaryota, Viridiplantae, Streptophyta, Magnoliopsida, Poales, Poaceae. The record is from RefSeq and is a predicted model, not a curated record. The coding region runs from base 87 to 824 and encodes 245 amino acids.
UGUGCAGCUAGUAGCAGCAUCAGCCAACAAACCAAGCUGAUCGAGCUUGCCAAUACAUCAGAACCAGAGCUAAGCCGCACCUAGCAAUGGUGCGGAAGCCGAGCCAUGGCGACACCACCAGCGCCGGCAACGGGGGCACGGAAGCGAUGAAGGAGAGGAAGGGGCUGUGGUCGCCGGAGGAGGACGAGCGCCUCUUCAUCCAGAUCACCUACCACGGCGUCUCCACCUGGAGCUCCGUCGCGCAGCUUGCAAGGCUGAGGAGGAGCGGCAAGAGCUGCCGGCUGCGGUGGAUGAACUACCUGCGCCCGGACCUGAAGAAGGAGCCCAUCUCCAAGCGCGAGGAGGAGAUCAUCAUCUCCCUGCAGCAGUCUAUAGGCAACCGGUGGUCGACUAUCGCGGCGACGAUGCCGGGCAGGACGGACAACGAGAUCAAGAACUACUGGAACUCCCGCAUCAGGAAGCGCCUGAACGCCGCCGCCAAGGCUGGCCGCGACGACGGUGCCAGCACCAAGCCAGCGCCGGCCUCCGAAGAGAAGUUGGAAGUGGAAGCAACCAACAAUGCGGACACCGAAGCGGGGCCUGUGCCCAUACCCGAGCGUUUCCCGGUGUUCGCGUGCCAGCUGAUCGACGGAGGAAUCGCCGGCGGCGGCGGCAGCGGAGAGAACACCCCGUCGACUACGAGCAGCACGCAGCAGAACUCCGGUGAGGAGAGCGAGGCUAGCGUCGGCGACAGCAACAUGAUCCAUUUCAUCUCGUUCGAUGAUCUCGAUUACCCAGCUGAUUUGCUCAUGGAUUUACCGGGGGCCAUGGACGCAUGGGAGUGAUCUGUACCCUUCAAAUUCUACGAGCUCGUUCAAUUGAUCCAGCAUCAUUACAGCCAAGUGCCAACAAUCAUCGCGUAGCAUAUCAUAGGUACUAUGAGUUAUGAUGUAUGCGUGAAAUUCUCGCUACUAGUGUUUAAGUCAAUGAAUGUUCAUGCUUGAUUUAUCAUGUAUGAGCUGAAUUGAAUUAGGAGGACAAGAUCAGUAGCCAACUGUCGGUGUGGUAAAAAUCGUACUUGUCAUUUACAUUCUUUUAGAUGAGUUUUUUUUUGGUAAAAGAUACUAUUGUAAGUACCUAGCUACCUUGU